AAGGAAAAAUUUCAUAUGAAUUAUUGUGAUAUCGAGGCUUAGUUUUGAUCAAUCUCAACGAAUGACGAUGUCGGAGCUGGCUAACAAGAAACUUGAAACAAAAGGAUUAGUCAGUACGGUACACGAACUUGAUAACAAAGCAAAGAGUAACACAGACAUGUGUCGUGCAUAAAGCCAUUUCAAUGAUUUUUAAGUCCAACUUGUUUCAUAUACGAUAUUCUAAUCCUACAUACAACGACUUGUCGUUUUGCGCGUAGGUUGACAGCAGCCUAGGACUUUCUGGCCAAAACCAACCCUUCAAGCUCCCUUCAAGCUACCUGUCGUGGGAUGUUACACUGACAAACAAACGUCAGUCUUGAAACGAGUAUCUCUUUCAGAAAAUUUUUGGAAGCAGCAGUUUGCCAUAACAUCGCUUCGAAUUGCAUUGAGCUAUCUGAUAAGCGUUUAAUCAAGAUUGAACUUAGGAGAAGGAGAGCAGAUUUUAAAUCAAUUACUUCCCGUAAGAGUUAUACGUUGAAAGACCUUAACAACGCAUGUCAGUAAGUUAUAUUUCAUGUUGUUCGAAAUAGCCUAACCAGAUGGGACGCGAUUCAUCUGUAACGCCAGCCACGACUGAAGCUGUACGAAAUGGCAGUGACGCAGUUUCAAUAUCGGACGAGAAUUCACUAUGUGAACGAGGAUACCAAAGUAAGGCAUGCGCAUUCAACAAUUUGAUCACCAAUGAGGCUUGGUUAGUCAAUCCACGGCAAGCCGGCAUAGUAAACGAAUCAAGGGUUCUCGUACUGUAUACAGGUGGUACAAUUGGGAUGCUGAAAGAUAAGAACGGCGUCCUAAAGCCCGCACCCGCUCUACUAGAAGCAAAGAUUCGAUCGUUCCCACAAUUACAUGACGCUGAGUAUGCCGCCUCCAUGUUUGUAGGCUGUAAACGUCCACCACUUGUAGUCCCGUAUACCGGCAGUACUAUUCGCGUUCUGUACACGAUAUACGAAUACAGACCUCUGCUUGAUUCAUCAAACAUGACGAUGGCAGAAUGGAUACGGAUAUCUCUAGACAUACAGAAGUAUUAUACGACUUUUGAUGGCUUCGUAAUUCUUCAUGGAACUGAUACGAUGUCAUACACAGCAUCUGCCCUGAGCUUUCUAUUGGAAAACCUCGGAAAGAGUGUCGUCUUAACAGGUUCACAACUUCCACUGCUUGAGCCACGUAGCGAUGGGCGAGAGAAUCUUCUCAAUGCGUUACUUUUUGCAGGCACAUAUAUUAUUCCAGAAGUUACUCUCUUCUUCAACAACCGCUUAUUACGAGGCAACAGAACUUUGAAAUACUCGGCGGCUUGUUUAGAUGCAUUUCGAAGCCCGAACAUGGCUCCUCUAGCUACGGUUGGUAUUAAUGUCAACGUCAAUUGGAAAACCGUGAUGGCGCCGUCCUCACUAAAAAAAUUUCGGGUUCACCCGAUGCUUAGUGAAGAAGUCGGCAUCUUGCGUUUGUUUCCUUCAAUAACUUCCGAAAUAGUGCAGGCUUUUCUUGCUCCGCCGAUCAAAGGGGUAAUUUUACACACAUAUGGCGCUGGAAAUGGGCCAACAGCUCAAAAGGGUCUCCUGGCCGCGAUUCAAGAAGCGUCCGAUCGAGGCGUUAUUAUAGUAAACUGCUCACAGUGUCCUAACGGACAUGUUGAGAGUGCAUACGAGACCGGUAAUGCUCUAACUCAAGCAGGUGUUAUUCCUGGGGCGGAUAUGACGCCAGAAGCAGCUCUGGCUAAAUUAAGUUACGUCCUUAGCAAGAAAGAAUGGUCCCUCGCUAUUAAAAAAGAAAAGAUGCAAACCAACCUUCGAGGUGAGCUCACAGUCAUCAACCACACGCUGAGGGAAUCGAAGCUAAUUUCGGCCAUAGGGAAGAUUAUGAAUGUUUCGUCAUUCGAAGAACUCGAAGCUCUAAAGACCGCCAUCUUACCGUCAAUACUGUGUUCGAUCGCUGCAAAGGACGAUUGUGAACGCCUUGAAGUGAUGAGGCAGUGCGGAGCAUAUCUUUCAUCAUAUGAUUAUGACUACCGAACGCCGCUGCAUGUCGCUGUAUCCCAGGGAAACUUUGCAGCCACUAAAUACCUACUCAAACAGGGCGCGUCAGUUCACAUGUAUGACCGGGAUCGAAGGAAUCCCUUAGACGUCGCCGUGGCGCAUAACCACUAUGAUAUUAUAGAUCUGCUCGUUCGCUGCGGAGCCCACUUAUCUCUACUGGCAGAAACCCUGGCUGAGGCAAUGAAUUCGGCCGCAUGCCGGGGCGAUAUCCGUCGAUUAGAAAGCUUUCGUCGGGCUGGAGCCAAUUUCACCGAAAAAGACUUAAGUGGAAGGACAAUAGGACACGUUGCAGCUGAAUGCAAUCAGCUAGAUGUUUUUGAGUACCUUUUCAAGCACGAACUUUACGUGGCAACGACUGACGUAUACGGUCAUACACCGAAGGAUGUGGCGACAAUCCUUGGACACCAGGAAAUUCAGAGGUUGAUCGAAAUUCGAACUCCAAGAGGUAGGACGCCAGCUUACCAUGGUUCCGCCUGUCGUUCCCAGCCACCCUUCACCGAUGGCAAAGGUCUUCGUCUCGCUUUUCUAUCCUGUACAAAGAGAAGCGUGAAGUUCCAGCUUAUCAGCUCCACUUUUUUUAUGCAGGUUACGUCAUUUUUGAGAAUCGCUCUACUCUGA
Varroa destructor (honeybee mite) is the source of this 2690-nucleotide messenger RNA. Its product is annotated as L-asparaginase-like. Lineage: Eukaryota; Metazoa; Arthropoda; Arachnida; Mesostigmata; Varroidae. The record is from RefSeq and is a predicted model, not a curated record.